UGCUGCUAGAGCUCUUGCAAGCAUGGUGAACGUUCCUAAAACCCGCCGGACCUUCUGUAAGAAGUGUGGCAAGCAUCAGCCCCACAAAGUGACACAGUACAAGAAGGGCAAGGAUUCCCUUUAUGCCCAGGGAAAGCGGCGGUAUGACAGGAAGCAGAGUGGCUAUGGUGGACAGACAAAGCCAAUUUUCCGGAAAAAGGCUAAAACUACAAAGAAGAUUGUGCUGCGACUUGAAUGCGUUGAGCCCAACUGCAGACCCAAGAGGAUGUUGGCUAUUAAGAGAUGCAAGCAUUUUGAGCUGGAGGAGAUAAGAAGAGAAAGGGCCAGGUGAUCCAGUUCUAAGCAUCAUCUUUUACUAUGAAGAUAAUAAAACACUGAAUUAAUGU
This is a messenger RNA of Condylura cristata (star-nosed mole), 386 nucleotides long. Its product is annotated as 60S ribosomal protein L36a-like. Gene Ontology annotation, biological process: translation. Bases 23 to 331 code for a protein of 102 amino acids. The transcript has a single exon. The record is from RefSeq and is a predicted model, not a curated record. NCBI's taxonomy places the organism in Eukaryota, Metazoa, Chordata, Mammalia, Eulipotyphla, Talpidae. Gene Ontology annotation, molecular function: structural constituent of ribosome. Gene Ontology annotation, cellular component: ribosome; cytosolic large ribosomal subunit.